AACAACGACAGUUCGCUCUCAGUCCAAGAAAAGCAGCCGGCGUAUGCGCUACGCUUUUCCACCUGUCCAAGUGCAAAACCACACAGAAUUCGAACGCCAAAAGGUAUUGCGUGCGUGGUCUUAUCGAGUCGUUGUAGUGGCCAGUCAAUUGGCAUUUAACCCAACUUGAAAACUAACCAAAUUAAAAAUAAGUAAAACCUGAAAACAUGGCCGGUGUCAGCGUGGGAUUUGCCAAGUGUUUUAUGCUCUUUAUGGCCGUUGUCAUAUUGGUACAAGGACUCGUUUACCUGGCACUCGCAAUAUGGGGCAUAACAUUGCGGGACUGUCAGACAACAUCGGAUAUUGCCAACGAACCCUUCAAGUUUGCCAUGGACCUGAUAUACUUUGUGCAGGAGGAAUGCGAAAAUCCGGCUAUCGAUUUUCAGGGCUCUACCUUCGAGCUGACCAUGGACUGGUCCAAGUCCUAUGAGGUGACGCAUCGCGAAUUCAUAUUCAUGGUCACCUAUGCCGUGGUCAGCGGCUUGUGGGUGGCCUCCUCAGUGCUCAUCAUACUCACCCUGUGCUGUGCCACCACCAAACUGAUCUCUGGUGCCAUCUACUGGCCCUGGUUCCUGUCCGUGCUGGCUGGCUGCAUUCUGGACGUGGUGGCCACUGUCUACCAUGCCCUGGACAUAACCAAAACUUUGUCCCUGGAAGAUACAUUCGAUUUUGUGGGCGUCACGUCGGAUGAUCUGACCAGUCAACUGUUGGCAGCUUUGGAAACCUUUGGCGUCUACUUUUCAACGCCCGCCAUAUUGCUGACCUGCAUUAGUUGCCGCGUGGUGCUCAUCUGGCUGCUGAACCUGAUCGGCGGCAUCUUCUGUCUGUCGCUGUCGAAUGUGCUGGCCAACCAGACGGCCGCGAAGGCUAGCAAUAAGGAGUCGGCCAGGCGCCAGCAGACGCCUCCACCUGUGGUGCCGGUGGAGCAUGAGGUGCAGCAGCCAACGGCGCCAGCGGCAAUAACACCGCAGUCCGAGCUGGAGCCACAGUAUCCGGAGCAGAUACGCCCCAAGCCGUUGCCCAUAUUCAUACCAGCGCAAACGUCAGACAUGUUGGAGCGACAGGAUUCCCGCUAUCAGCCCAACGAUCGCAGCUCGCUGCAGUCGCCGGUCCUGGUGUUGCCUCCACCUCAACAACAACAGCAGCUGCAGCAUCAGCAGUCGCAGGUGCUGCAGUCACCGCCAGCUCAGCCGGAGAUCAACACGUAUCGCAACACAAAUGCCCAUCCCGAUCAGCUCAACUAUCCGCCCUCGGAGCCCGCAACGCCACGCCCACUGUCGCCAGCAGCGCAACAGCUGGCCACGGGCUCAGCUCUAAAUAGUCGCUAUUCGGAAAUAUAUCCAGCACAGCCGUCCAAUCCACGCGUCAGCGAGGAGCUGCGCAACCAGAUGCCCUGGUCGUACACGAGCGUGAUCAACAAGCCGCUGCCGCCGCCACGCAAGCCCCAGGUGCAGAUCUAUCCACAGAUACCCGAACCGGAUUAUGCGGAGCAAUAGCUGGUCGGGGCACGGCGCUGAUUGCGGGUUAAUCAGCCUGGUUGCGAUACAUUCUUUGCCACUUGUUUUGAGUUAUUGUUAUCUUUAUUACAUUCAUAAAGCUAAUGCACAUGGCCAA
Drosophila novamexicana is the source of this 1653-nucleotide messenger RNA. RefSeq lists its product as uncharacterized. The transcript has 6 exons. The record is from RefSeq and is a predicted model, not a curated record. Bases 207 to 1535 code for a protein of 442 amino acids. Lineage: Eukaryota; Metazoa; Arthropoda; Insecta; Diptera; Drosophilidae.